Messenger RNA from Coregonus sp. 'balchen', 7334 nucleotides. NCBI's taxonomy places the organism in Eukaryota, Metazoa, Chordata, Actinopteri, Salmoniformes, Salmonidae. The record is from the annotation of a GenBank genome assembly.
CACGCAGUUGCGUAAUUUGACAAGCACAAGCGCAAAACAAGAGGGAGUGAGCAACAGACAACUGCCUGGUUUGAGCUAUUUGUUCAAAUCAGAAUUAGUCCUAUGCUAAAUUAUCCCCCCCGUCGCCACAAUUUAGCGGUCUACUGGACAUAACAUUAUCAGUGUUUAUGGCCACUGACUUAUUAACCAAGAAUGUUUGGGUCGCUCUGGGGCCGGACGCACCCGACCACUGUAAACCCACCGCACCACCACUAGCGGACGGGCUGAGAGCAGGGGGAGGAAAAGAUCAUGGUCAUGGACAAGUCCUCAACAACAUGAGGAAUACAAUCGGUGGAAGCUCUUCAUUUCACGACUACAAUCUGGUACGGUAUUUAAUUAGAAAGCGAAUUUACAGUUUGAGCGAGGAGAUUGCAUGGCUUCGUUGGGUCACGCCACUAACACACCCAGCUUGUAAAUGUAGCCCAUUUCAUUUUUUAAGAGUAAUAUGGGAAUGUUCAGCCACAUCACUAUAAAGAUAGGUUGUACAGUAACCUAUAGGCGGUAGGUAGCCUAUGACAAAUUCCCUGUGACCUGGGUCGUGCUGAACUGACAGCGGAUGUUAAGUGAACACUUUGAUAUUUAGGCUAUAGUAUAGGCUACUAUUCAGCUAUCUAAUUACCAGGCAAAAUAGCCUAUAUGUACAGACAGAUAGUGGACUGAGAUUAAACGUUUCCCAUCUCAAAACGUAUAGAAUGAGAUGCAUAACGCAUGCAGGCAGCAGCUGGACAGUCUAAAUUCAGCUAUAGAUUUCCAUCGCCAGCCCAGCCCAUUGCCUAGACAGGAGUACUAGUUCAGAAGCCCAGCUGCUUGGAGGGGAUUUCUUUCAUGUGUUAAUAGCCUUCAGUACAUCGGGCCCCAAUAUUCCCCCAAGCGAUGCGGACUGGUUCGAGUUGUUUUGUUUUUCAAAUACUGUAGGCCUGCCUACAUGUGUUUCAAAAUAUGUUGAUUGACACAUGUGAUCUUGUUUUGCGUUGGUCAGCGUAGUCUUUUUAGGGAUAUUAAUGGUUUUACGAGAGAUGUAGCAGUGUAGUCUACAUGAUAAAUGCUUUACUGCUGACUGGUUGAUAUGAACUUGAUCACCACUCUCUCCGUUCUCUCCUAGAGCACUGGUGGGGCUGCAAAAAUAUAUAAUUUAAUAGUGAGAUAGCCAAUGAAACCAUUAGCCUCAGAGAUCCGACUCUAUGUACAUUUUUCAAUUUGAGUUGGAGCGGCUCCAUUCUCUAAUAGGGCAGCUAGGAGCUGGCACGUGAUAUAGCUGGAACAUGUAGCUUAAUCCAGAGAUGCAAUAUUCCAAUGUAUUCCAAAUUCGCCCAUUAUCCAAACUGCCAAAUCAAGAAGUUUUAAAGACUGCUCGUUUUUUAAGUACACUGCCGUUUUCGUCCUCAUGUUAGCUAGUAGUAGACACAACAGCCAUUACAUCACGUUGGACAACAGGAUAGUCAGCCAAUCAGCUCCUUUCGUGCUGCUGUGACUAAACUAUCUAGCAUGAGGACAAAAACAGCAGUCAGAUCCCUGGCUAGAUUAGCCUAUGCCACACCAAAUUCCAGUAGCCUUCACAGGGUUUAUUUCAGCGAUGGGCCUGUGAAUACUAAACAUGUAUCUACUUUAUAGGCCAUGUCAGUGAAGGAUUGGAUUGUUAGCUAGCGAAUAUGCUAACGUUAGCUAGCUAGCUAAACAUUUGGCUAUGGGCUGGCAAUGGCAGUAUGGGAUUAUGGAGAGUGAAUUAAAUUGUUUCUUCAUCAUUUUGCUAGGUAGUUAUCUAGCUGUGGCCAUCUGGCUAGUAUCAACAAGGGCUUUCUACAAAAUAGCAACAUUAGUGGUAACAUUGGAAUCUAAACCAUAAGCAAUACGCACAGAUAUGCAAUGCCAAACAACCCUACUGCCACCUUCUGGUUUGGAGUAUUUUAACGAGGCUGGGUGGCUGACUACUUCCAAGGUCUUUGCUGUGUCAACACAAAAGAGAUUGACUGCUGUUUGUCAAUCCUACUAGUGUGUGAGCUUUAACACUUGCGCACAGCACUCUCUCUCUCUCUCACACACACACACACACACACACACACACACACACACACACACACACACACACAAUUCUUUAAGUACUGUUAAAGCUUCAGGCAUUCUAAAUAAGUGUGACUAUAGGAGAAAAAAAACUGGCCCUAUGGAUACAAAUAACAAAGAGCUUUUAAACUUGUCCAACAAUGUUAUGAAACCACUGUAACCAUCUGUACUGUUCAGCUAACUUUACACACAGGUCUACACACUCUCCCUCCCUCCCACACCCUCGCUCUCACACUAUUGACUAUUAUAUUGAUUACUGCAUUGUUGGGAAUGAGCAAGUAAGAAAGGCAUUUCACUGUGCUAGUGCACAUGACAAUAAAAACUUGAAACUUGAAACACACAUCCUCUCUCUCACACACACACAUAUCCUUACACCCCCCACUCUUGCAGCCCAAUCUUUGAAGCAUCUCUUUGAGGAGCCUAUUCCUUUUAAGUUCUUCCUGCGCCAUCCAAAUGUGUGCAUAGCCUAGUCAGUGGUCAAGUUAUCAGUUUGCUAGCUAGCUAAUGUCGUUUGUUAUCAAACCAAAAAAUAGCGGCUUGCAAGUAGUUUAAAACAGCCCCGCGACAUGCGCCCGAAUCCGCGGCAGAAAGAAAAAACAUAGCUCCGGUAAUAUUGGGCAUAACUUUCACAUGAUUUUGGCUAGAGGUACGCAGUCUUCAGUAAUUUAAAGGCACAAGCAUUGACUGUAGCUGUGUUCUGGGUCCAUGCGGAAACACGUGCGCUUAAACGGUUUCCGUGCGGUGAAGAAAUGGAGACGCGAUUAACGGUGUCACAUUUAUUUUACUGCGAUUAACAUUACAUUUUACAUUUUAGUCAUUUAGCAGACGCUCUUAUCCAGAGCGACUUACAGUUAGUGAAUACAAUGUUGUUGUUUUUUUCUUUCUUCAUAUACUGGCCCCCCAUGGGAAUCGAACCCACAACCCUGGCGUUGCAAACGCCAUGCUCUAUCAACUGAGCUACAUCCCUGCCGGCCAUUCCCUCCCCUACCCUGGACGACGCUGGGCCAAUUGUGCGCCGCCCAUGAGUCUCCCGGUCGCGGCCGGCUGCAACAGAGCCUGGAUUCGAACCAGGAUCUCUAAUGGCACAGUUAGCACUGCGAUGUCACGCGUUAACUUUCACAGCCCUAGUAUUAACUGUAACUCACAAAUACUCCAUACAGUUGAAGUCGGAAGUUUACAUACACCUUCGCCAAAUACAUUUAAACUCAGUUUUUCACAAUUUCUGACAUUUAAUCCUAGUAAAAAUUCCCUGUUUUAGGUCAGUUAGGAUCACCACUUUAUUUUAAGAAUGUGAAAAUGUCAGAAUAAUAGUAGAGAGAAUUAUUUAUUUCAGCUUUUAUUUAUUUCAUCACAUUCCCAGUGGGUCAGAAGUUUACAUACACUCAAUUAGUAUUUGGUAGCAUUGCCUUUAAAUUGUUUAACUUGGGUCAAACAUUUUGGUUAGCCUUCCACAAGCUUCCCACAAUAGGUUGGGUGAAUUUUGGCCCAUUCCUCCUGACAGAGCUGGUGUAACUGAGUCAGGUUUGUAGGCCUCCUUGCUCACACACACUUUUUCAGUUCUGCCCACACAUUUUCUAUAGGAUUGAGGUUAGGGCUUUGUGAUGGCCACUCCAAUACCUUGACUUUGUUGUCCUUAAGCCAUUGUGCCACAACUUUGGAAGUAUGCUUGGGGUCAUUGUCUAUUUGGAAGACCCAUUUGCGACCAAGCUUUAACUUCCUGACUGAUGUCUUGAGAUGUUGCUUCAAUAUAUCCACAUAAUUUUCCUUCCUUAUGAUGCCAUCUAUUUUGUGAAGUGCACCAGUCCCUCCUGCAGCAAAGCACCCCCACAGGAUGAUGCUGCCACCCCUGUGCUUCACGGUUGGGAUGGUGUUAUUCGGCUUGCAAGCCACCCCCUUUUUCCUCCAAACAGCAGCCUUUCAGGUUAUGUCGAUAUAGGACUUGUUUUACUGUGGAUAUAGAUACUUUUGUACCUGUUUCCUCCAGCAUCUUCACAAGGUCCUUUGCUGUUGUUCUGGGAUUGAUUUGCACUUUUUGCACCAAAGUACGUUAAUCUCUAGGAGACAGAACGCGUCUCCUUCCUGACCGGUAUGACGGCUGCGUGGUCCCAUGGUGUUUAUACUUGCGUACUAUUGUUUGUACAGAUGAACGUGGUACAUUCAGGCGUUUGGAAAUUGCUUCAAAGGAUGAACCAGACUUGUGGAGGUCUACAUAUUUUUUCUGAGGUCUUGGCUGAUUUCUUUUGAUUUUCCCAUGAUGUCAAGCAAAGAGGCAUUGAGUUUAAAGGUAGGCCUUGAAAUACAUCCACAGGUACACCUCCAAUUGACUCAAAUGAUGUCAAUUAGCCUAUCAGACCCUUCUAAAGCCAAGACAUAAUUUUCUGGAAUUUUCCAAGCUGUUUAAAGAAACAGUCAACUUAGUGUAUGUCAACUUCUGACCCACUGGAAUUGUGAUACAGUGAAUUGUAAGUGAAAUAAUCUGUCUGUAAACAAUUGUUGGAAAAAUUACUUGUGUCAUGCACAAAGUAGAUGUCCUAACCGACUUGCCAAAACUAUAGAUUGUUAACAAGAAAUUUGUGGAGUGGUUGAAAAACUAGUUUUAAUGACUCCAACCUAAGUGUAUGUAAACUUCCGACUUCAACUGUAUAUUAAAAAAAAUCAGAACACUCACGACUAUCUCUUUUUUUCCUUGCAGGGUAAUUCCGAGAUGGACAAAUAUCUGUCACCUCCUCAGAAAGUCCCAGACACCAGACAGCCAUCUUUCACGGAGGACCUUGGUUCCCCACACAGCAUCAACAUGAGCCUCCUCCUCCCUGACGUUACCUACCUGCACCCCAGCCUGUGUCGGCCUAUGAGACCCAUCAAGACAGAGCCUCUCUCCCACUCCCUCAUCCACCCAAGUUGCCAGUGCAACCCUGGUCCAACAACACUUCCAGAACACCCUGGGCUUUAUGGCACUUCGACAGACACAGGAAGUAGCCUGUUCAUCAAACAGGAAAUGCCCUCCCUGGACUUCCCAGACGUUCCGUUGUUCCAGCUGUUGAACUCUGAGCUGGAGCAGCUGGUGCCCGUUCACCCGGUGAACACCAACCUCCACAGGGGUGUCCCUGUGUCCUCCUUGUCGGUCCCUUUCAGCAAAGUCCACUUACCAUCCCCCCAGAUUGUUGUCAAAUCUAUGGGAUGCCCACAAAAUGGUGGCUAUCCUCUGACAACCCAGUUCGCAAGCCAUUCGCAGCAGCGACCAGCCUAUCUUCCUCCGUCCCCGCCCAACUCCGAGCCAGGGAGCCCAGACAGAGGGAAAGAGCUGAUCCAGAAUCUGUCUCCGCCUCCAUCUUAUACAGCCAGUAUUGCCUCGAAACUAAGUCCUGGUCUUGGGCCAGUCCAAAGCUCAGGUCUAGGACCAGUUCCGAGCACCAGUCUUAGAUUAGUUCAGAGUCCAGGUCUUGGACAAAGCCAAAGUUCUAGUCUUGGAGCAGGCCAGAACCCUGGUGUUGGGCCAGUGUCCCCAGCAUUGGCUCAAUCAGGUCCAGGGAGGUUUAACCGCAGGAAUAACCCUGACCUGGAGAGGCGGAGGAUACAUCACUGUGACGUUCCAGGUGAGGAGACAUCGCAGGUAGUCUCAAUACACUAAAGCAGGGUUCUCAAACUGCCGGCCCACAGGCUGAAUUUGGCCCGUGGGUGGUUUUUUCUAAGCAAGAAAAUACAUAUAUAUAUAUUUUUUUUAAUUUUCAUUGUUGGAUAUAAUAGACUGUAAAAAACUUCAAAAUCAGCUCCAAGUGAUUUAUAUUUUUGAAAUCUGUUCCCAAGUAUUCCCACACAUAAUAGAGAGACACGUGAUCAUAUACAAAUGUAAGGAAGGUUUGAAAUGAUUAUGUUUUAUUCAAUUUGCAGUCUACAAAUUAUUUGUAAUUAUGUUCCGACCUCCCGACCAUCCGCUCAAGAAAAAAACGGACCGCGGCUGAAUCUAGUUGAUGAUCCCUGCACUAAAGUCUGUCGAAGCUCGGUAGUCGAAGUCUACACCCAUUUGUCGGUGAUUGGUCAACAGUGCAGGAAAUGUUAAACUAGUGGUGUAUUUGAGGUUUAAAAGGCUUCUGAAGUGUGUAAUUUCCACUUUGAAAUUCCAGACUUGACCUUCCCUUACGAAAAAUGUAUCAACCCCUACAAAAAUGUCCAUUAAUUAUAAUCCACACAAUAAUUCAAAUGUUCUGUUGCUGCAGGAAUAUUUUCCUGCUGUAGCAAACUGGCUCAAAUUAAGAUCCUACAGCUGUAGUGGGAGAGAUGCUUUGGUUUGCUGUUGAGUAAUAAAGACUAGUAGCAGAUUAUAUUAUUAUGUUCUUGAAACCCAUGGAAUUGAAUCGUAAAGAUCAAACAAACAGAAAAUGUAACGAUUCCAUAAAGGUCUAACUUGACUUAUAAGCAUGAAAUUAAUGCAAUGUGUGGUUUAUAAUUCAAUCAUGACCAUUAACACCACUCUGUCAGAUGUAGGAUGUUGUUCUUGUUAAAAGCUUAUUAAUCAAUUAUAGGUAUGCUGUAAUGACAUGCAUUUGGUUCCAUUAUUUUUCAUCAGAAUGUAAGAAAGUCUACACCAAGUCCUCCCAUUUAAAGGCCCAUUUGCGGACACAUACGGGUAAGUGUUUUACUGGUAACAUUAUAAAAGUCCUGUUAUGGGCGACUCGUCUCUUAUUUUGGGGGGCCAGUAUGUUAUGUUGCCAGGCAAAAUAAUGCUUUUGGCACGCAGAUGCAUUCUGAAUGCUAAAUGAGAUCUGGCCCGCCAAAUGUUGCCGCAUGUUGUUGAACGGGAAAGCUGUUUUAAACAGCUUAAACAAACAAAACGGAAAUGUUUCCUUGUUUGUGUUUUUAUGUCUUCAUCUAUUAUUUAAAAAAAUAUAGAUUCUAAUUCAUUCAAGAUACUUGUGUCAAAUAUUGAAAUAUUAUCUUUACUGACCCUAUCAACACAAAGUUUUAUAGUUUAAAGUAUUUAGUUAGUACUGUACAUUUGUGACGUAACAUGAUCACCCCUGUUUCUGCGGUAGAAUAAUCUCAUUCUGUGCUGCAUUCCAGGAGAGAAGCCGUACCAAUGCUCCUGGGAGGGGUGCGAGUGGCGCUUUGCUCGUUCCGACGAGCUGACACGCCACUUCAGGAAACACACAGGUGCCAAGCCCUUCCAGUGUGGUGUGUGUAACCGCUGUUUCUCCCGGUCUGACCACCUGGCUCUACACAUGAAGAGGCACCGGAGUUAG